This is a messenger RNA of Macroventuria anomochaeta, 475 nucleotides long. RefSeq names its product NDUFA12-domain-containing protein. Gene Ontology annotation, cellular component: membrane. The record is from RefSeq and is a predicted model, not a curated record. The coding region runs from base 11 to 424 and encodes 137 amino acids. Gene Ontology annotation, biological process: response to oxidative stress; mitochondrial respiratory chain complex I assembly. Lineage: Eukaryota; Fungi; Ascomycota; Dothideomycetes; Pleosporales; Didymellaceae. The transcript has 7 exons.
CAACGCCGCCAUGUCGACACUUAUGAGGACGCUGCGCAACCUGCGCAAGAUUGGUUUCAAGGAAUAUGGCCACCAGAUGCAGCACAUUGGUGAUACUAAGGCCGGAACCUUCAUUGGCCUCGACAAGUACGGUAACAAGUAUUACGAGAACCUGGAGGAGGAGCUUCCCCUGAGAACCCGUUGGGUGGACUACAAGGACCACGAGUUCGACCCCUCUCAGAUCGAGCCCGGCUGGCACGCUUGGAUGUCGUACAUGGUCGACAAGUCGCCGGCCCAGGACAAGCUUCUUCAGCGUGAAGUACGCGUAUGGGAGCCCAAGGAGCACAGGCCUACCCUCACCUGGAGCCGCUCAGGAUAUAAGCCAUACAGCACAGUCAAGAACAAGUACUCUGCGUGGACACCUGCCGUCAAGGCACGCCAGUAGAGAUCCGGAUUCGUUUGUUAGCAUUGUAUAUAUCAAGAACAAAUCAAUGGU